UUCAAUUCUUUUAUUUCUUUCUUUCUUUUAUUAUUCAUUAAGUAUUCAUAUACAAUUGAAUAUAUAUUAUAAGUAAUAUCCCUUAAAAAUCCCUCAUAAUGGUUAAAGUCGCUAUCAAUGGUUUCGGUCGUAUUGGUCGUUUAGUUUUAAGAAUUGCCUUAGAAAGACCAGACAUUCAAGUUGUUGCUGUCAAUGAUCCUUUCAUUGCUGCUGAUUAUGCUGCUUAUAUGUUUAAAUAUGAUUCUACUCAUGGUAGAUAUAAGGGUACUGUUGAAGCUGAAGGUGAAUAUUUAGUCAUUAAUGGUAAGAAAAUUAAAGUUUUCCAAUUUAAGGACCCAUCUGAAAUUCCAUGGGGUGCCAAUGGUGUUGAAUACGUUAUUGAAUCAACUGGUAUUUUCACUAAAUUAGCUGGUGCUCAAAAGCAUAUUGAUGCUGGUGCAAAGAAGGUUAUCAUUACUGCUCCAUCUGCUGAUGCUCCAAUGUUUGUUGUUGGUGUUAAUGAAACAAAGAUUACUCCAGAUUUAACUAUUAUCUCAAAUGCUUCUUGUACUACUAAUUGUUUAGCUCCAUUAGCUAAAGUUAUUAACGAUGAAUUUGGUAUUAAAGAAGGUUUAAUGACAACUGUUCACUCUAUUACUGCUACUCAAAAGACUGUUGAUGGUCCAUCCCACAAGGAUUGGAGAGGAGGUAGAACUGCUUCUGGUAACAUUAUUCCAUCCUCUACUGGUGCUGCCAAGGCUGUUGGUAAAGUUAUUCCAGAAUUGAAUGGUAAAUUAACUGGUUUAUCUUUAAGAGUUCCAACCACCGAUGUCUCUGUUGUUGACUUGACUGUUAACUUAGGUAGAGCCACUUCUUAUGAAGAAAUUAAGGCUGUUGUGAAAAAGGCAGCUGAAGGUCCAUUAAAGGGUGUUUUAGGUUACACUGAAGAUGAUGUUGUAUCAACUGAUUUCUUAUCUUCUACUUACUCCUCAGUCUUUGAUGCCAAAGCCGGUAUCUUAUUAUCUCCAACUUUUGUUAAGUUGAUCUCCUGGUAUGAUAAUGAAUAUGGUUACUCCACCAGAGUUGUAGACUUAGUGGAAUAUGUUGCUAAAUUAUAAAUGUAACAAAUAGGAUCCUUUUCUAUAGUACAUAUGAUUUGAUGUUUCAAAGUUUCUUCUCUAUUUUUUAUCUAAUUAAAAUCUAUAAAUUUAUACCACUUUUGUGAGUGAUUAACGACAAUAAACUAAUUGACUAUCUACA
Messenger RNA from Scheffersomyces amazonensis, 1239 nucleotides. RefSeq names its product type I glyceraldehyde-3-phosphate dehydrogenase. The coding region runs from base 99 to 1097 and encodes 332 amino acids. Gene Ontology annotation, cellular component: cytosol. Gene Ontology annotation, biological process: glucose metabolic process; glycolytic process. The transcript has a single exon. Gene Ontology annotation, molecular function: NAD binding; NADP binding; glyceraldehyde-3-phosphate dehydrogenase (NAD+) (phosphorylating) activity. NCBI's taxonomy places the organism in Eukaryota, Fungi, Ascomycota, Pichiomycetes, Serinales, Debaryomycetaceae. The record is from RefSeq and is a predicted model, not a curated record.